Molecule: messenger RNA, 517 nt
Organism: Terrapene triunguis (Three-toed box turtle)
Lineage: Eukaryota; Metazoa; Chordata; Testudines; Emydidae
Product: 14 kDa phosphohistidine phosphatase-like
Exons: 3
Coding region: 58-417 (119 amino acids)
Biological process (GO): peptidyl-histidine dephosphorylation
Cellular component (GO): cytosol
Molecular function (GO): protein histidine phosphatase activity
Source: RefSeq, a predicted model, not a curated record
CUUGGCGCAUGCGCGGAGCAGUGGCGGUCGGACCGCUCUCAGCCCUGAGGGGUGGCCAUGGCCGGGCAGCUAGAGUCGGUGCCCGCGGUGGAGAUCGAUCCGGACGGCACGUUCAAGUACAUCCUGGUGCGGGUGCAGCGCGUGGGGGGAGCCGAGCACCGGGACGUCGUCAGGGGCACCGCGGCCGCCGAGUUCCACAAUCAUAUAUUUGAAAAAGUAAACCCUGAAAUGGAAAAGUUGGGCUUUGAAUGCAAGUGCCUUGGAGGAGGAAAAAUUGACCAUAAUAGCAAAGACAAGAAAAUGAGGGUAUUUGGUCUCUCCACAGGAUAUGGUAAAGCAGAUCAUGCAGUGACCGUAGAAAUACUGAAAAAAGUAUACCAAGACUAUGAAAUUACUUGGUCAGAUGACAAGAAAUGAAAAACUACUCUGGAAUCUGAAAUACAAAUCAGUUUGCACUCUAGCUGUUGAUAUAGUAUUGAAGUCUACAUUGUGUUCAAAUAAAUCACUGUUAGCUUUA